Vespula vulgaris is the source of this 2407-nucleotide messenger RNA. RefSeq names its product protein pangolin, isoforms A/H/I/S-like. Gene Ontology annotation, molecular function: DNA-binding transcription factor activity, RNA polymerase II-specific; RNA polymerase II cis-regulatory region sequence-specific DNA binding. The transcript has 4 exons. Gene Ontology annotation, cellular component: beta-catenin-TCF complex. Gene Ontology annotation, biological process: regulation of transcription by RNA polymerase II; canonical Wnt signaling pathway. Bases 40 to 384 code for a protein of 114 amino acids. NCBI's taxonomy places the organism in Eukaryota, Metazoa, Arthropoda, Insecta, Hymenoptera, Vespidae. The record is from RefSeq and is a predicted model, not a curated record.
ACGACGACGACGACGGUGGCCGUCGCCCGGCCCGCAAUAAUGCCGCACGUCAGCAGCAGCGGCGGCGGCGACGAUCUCGGUAGCGAGGACGAGGUCAAGGUUUUCAAGGAUGAGGGUGAGGACGAGAAGAGGUCCUCGGAAAACCUCACCGAAGAGAAGAGCUCCCUCAUCGACCUUACGGAGUCCGAGGAAAAGGGCUCGCUCGCCGCUGGGAGCUACGCUACGACGGGCAAGACGUCGGCCAGGUCCGACCUCAGUCCCGUUUUUGGAAAGGUGGAUCCAACGCCUCACACCUCGUCGUUCAACAUGGGCUACCUCGUUUCACCGUACCCUUACCCAAAUGGCGCUGGGGGUCCGAUUCCCGUAUCUAUGGUAAGUCCUUAGAAAAUACCUGUCUACCGUUUUCGAUAUAGAUAACCUAUAUCUAUCGUCCAUCUAUGUGGCUAGUAGGUGAAUUUUCUACCUGAAGAAUCUUUCGUAAGUUGUGUAUCUUUUCAAUCGCUCGAUAUAAUAUCGUUUGAUUAUUUUUUUUCUCAUUUGUUAUUGUUAUUGUUAACACGUUGAAUGUUUUGAGAAUCAGCAGUGUUACGAACCGGCAGCGAGUAAUUUGUUCGUGACGUUAUAGGUAACAUAGGUAACCGAGGACGCCAUGAUCGGUAGAAACGCAUUAUCAGAGUAAAUGUCAAUAUUUAUAAAUUUUUCGAUAUUAUCAUUGUUACUACUAUCAGUACCAAGAUCUCCGGUAAGAUAAAUUCAUUAAAUAUGAUUAUAUAGCUCAAGUUAUCUUCAUGAUAUUUUAUUUUAUACUUUUAAAUAAUAUGUAUCAUAUAAUGAUAGAUUCACGUUGGCACUGUUGACCGGUUAGUAUUUUAAUAUUAAUUAAUGCGACAUUCAACGUGUUAAAUACUUUUCUUUUACAAUGACUUUUUGGAUGUUGAAUUUGAUUGGACAAUUGAAUUUUUUUCGUAUCCGCGAAACUUUAGAGAAAAAAUAUAUACGCAUAUAUUUCGUUUCUCUCCAUUUUGCUAUCGUUCUUCUUUCAUUUUUGUCAGAACUUUCUCGAGAUUUUCUUGAGAAGAAGAAAAUUCGAAAUCAUAUUAAAAAAUCAAUAGAAUCCAAUUGGAAUUAAUUUUAUUCUGUUAUCGGAUAUAUUGUAUAAUGAUAUAUUACAAAUGAUCGAUAUUACAAAUCGAUUUUAAAAAAUAGAAGACAACAGACUUUACAACGAACCGGAUCUUCCUUUAUAUUUAUCUAUUAAUACAUAUAAUAAAAUUUACAUCCCCGUUACUUAUAUAAAUAUGUGUGUCGAACGUAUCUAACAUCUUUAUACGACGAACACAUCGACUUACGUAUCUACUAGUUGCAUUAUUAAAAAAAAAAAAAAAAGAAAAAAAAUAUCGUUUGAUAGUAAACGAUGCGAUACAUGUAAAUACAUUAAUUCUAUUUCACGGGUAUUCUCCUUAUCAAUGAAGGGUUUAUCUUCACGAAAUGCUUUUGAAGAGGUAAAGUCUAUCGAGGGGUUUCGUUUUACGGUCGACCGACUAGAUUCUCUGUCCCAUGGAAAAAAAAAGAAAAAAGGGGGCAUUAAGAAUAUAAUCGGUAGUGGUGAAGGGAGGUUUCGUGAGGUUGGUGGGGGUUGGGGGUUGGGGGUUGGGGGAGAUAGCCGAAACGCUAAUACGUUUCACGCAGAGCUUUGUCGAAGAGUCGAUGGACUCUUACUUAGUCGAGAUAGGUUCGUCAGGGCGUAAUAGAGAACGAGAGAACGAGAGAGAGAGAGAGAAGAGAGAGUUGCUGAGUGCCAAUGUGGAACGCGUUCGGUAAGGGUGAUUAGCCUAAUCCGUCGAUCCUCGUGGUGGACCAUACGAGGAGUAGUAUCAUGUUCGCCCCAUCGAAUCGAUCUACGUCUAUCCGCAACUUCUACCUUCGUGGGUGGUCCUCCGUUCGUCAUAAUCCUUUUAAAUAAGAUAAUGAUAAAUUCUAUCGACAGUGUAGAAUAUAUUCGUUUAAGUAAUAUCAGGUAAAAAUUGGAUGGAAUAGAACAGUAUUAGGAAGAGUAUAAUUUGUCUCAUUGUUUCGUUUUAUAUUUUGUAAUUUUAUAAAACGAAAAAAAAAAAAAGAAAAAAUAUAAACUAUAUAUGAAAUGAAUGAAAAUAAGAAACAUUACGAACUGUCCAAACGUUGUCUACGAAAAUUGUCUCAAACUAUUUUUGUUAAUAAUAAUAGAAGAGGCGUCAAGUGAAAGAUUCUCAAAGAAUUUAAUUUUAUUUAUUAUUUAAUUUUUCUCAUAUCUAUGGGUAUCACGAGGGAAAAGAACGAAUUAAUAUUUCUUACAUAUAAAUUAUAUAUAUAUAUAUAUACAUACAAAAUGCACUGAUGUAUCAAUUAAAAAAAGAAAAUUUUCGAUGAA